Manihot esculenta (cassava) is the source of this 3484-nucleotide messenger RNA. Its product is annotated as receptor-like protein kinase 5. The coding region runs from base 197 to 3262 and encodes 1021 amino acids. NCBI's taxonomy places the organism in Eukaryota, Viridiplantae, Streptophyta, Magnoliopsida, Malpighiales, Euphorbiaceae. Gene Ontology annotation, biological process: protein phosphorylation. The transcript is spliced from 2 exons. Gene Ontology annotation, molecular function: receptor serine/threonine kinase binding; ATP binding; protein kinase activity. The record is from RefSeq and is a predicted model, not a curated record.
UUUACCAUUGUGGGGAAAAAAGAAGACUUUACCAGUUGACGACUCCAAUCGCUCUCUUCCAGUGGACCUGUAAUUAUUGCCAAUUUCAGUGGCAUUUCCCCAACUUCAACCCUUGCAUAUUAUAUCCCCUAGCUCACCGAAUUUGAGAGCCAGCAGUUGGCCUUCUCUUCCUGAAACCAACUGAAACCUACUCCAAAUGUCUAAACUACCCCUCACAUUUCUGAACUUCUUUCUGUUCUUCUUCCUAACGUCUAUACCCUCCUCUGUAAUUUCACAAAAUGUCAUCACAGAGCAAGCCAUUCUCUUGAAACUCAAGCAACAACUGGGGAAUCCACCUUUACUCCAGUCAUGGAACUCCUCAUCAUCGCAGUGCAAUUGGACGGAAAUUACCUGUACGGACGGCAAGGUUACCGGCAUUUCUCUCCAAACCAAGAACAUCACAACAACAAUCCCGGCGACAAUCUGUGACCUCAGAAACCUCACUGUUCUUAUCUUGUCCGAUAACUUCAUCCCCGGAGGAUUUCCGAGAGUUCUAUACAAUUGCUCAAAGCUCCAAGUCUUGGACCUUUCUCAAAAUAAUUUAGUUGGUCCAAUACCUGAUGAUAUUGAUCAAGGGCUUUCAACUCUCAAAUACUUGCAGGUUGCUGGAAAUAACUUCUCUGGCGACAUUCCACCUGCGAUAGGUAAUCUAAUGGAGUUGCAGUCCCUGUUUCUGAAUUCAAAUCAGUUCAAUGGAACGUUUCCUAAGGAGAUUGGUAACUUGGCCAAUCUAGAAGAAUUAGGAUUGGCCUAUAAUUUGUUUGUGCCUUCAACAAUUCCAGUGGAGUUUGGUAAGCUAAGCAAGUUGAAGUUCCUGUGGAUUACAGAUGCCAAUUUGAUCGGCACCAUCCCUGAACAUUUGGCCAAUCUUUCAAGUCUUGUGAAAUUGGAUUUGGCAAGAAACAAUCUGGAAGGUAGUAUUCCUGAUGGGUUGUUUUCAUUGAAGAAUUUGAGCUAUUUGUAUCUGUUUCAUAAUAAAUUGUCUGGGGAGAUUCCCCAGAAAGUAGAAGCAUUGAAUUUGGUGGAAAUUGAUCUUGCUAUGAACGGCUUAAGCGGCUCGAUACCGGAAGACUUUGGCAAGUUGCAGAACCUUCAACUUCUCAAUCUGUAUAACAAUAAGUUAUCUGGUGAAAUCCCCCCAAGCAUGGGUCGCAUUUCUACACUCAGAACUUUCAAGCUUUUCACCAACAACUUGAGUGGAAUCCUGCCACCAGAACUAGGUCUCCAUUCGAAGCUCGAAUUUUUUGAGGUUUCAACUAAUCAUUUCAGUGGCCAACUACCAGAAAAUCUCUGUGCUGGAGGUGUUUUACUAGGUGUUGUCGCAUAUUCAAACAAUCUCACAGGGAAGGUGCCUCAGUCGCUUGGAAACUGUCAGACUUUGCGCACUGUUCAGCUUUAUGACAACAACUUUUUUGGGGAGAUACCUUCAGGUAUUUGGACAGCCUUCAAUAUGACAUACUUGAUGCUGAGUGAUAAUUCAUUUUCGGGUGAACUUCCAAGUUCGCUGGCUUGCAAUUUGUCCAGGUUGGAGCUCAAAAACAACAAAUUUUCUGGUCCAAUUCCUACUGGAAUUUCUAGUUGGGUGAAUUUGAUUGUUUUUGAGGCAAGUAACAAUCUAUUUUCCGGUGCAAUUCCAGAGGAAAUGACCAGCCUGUCUCAUCUUACUACCCUUUUGCUUGAUGGCAAUCAACUCUCUGCUCAACUUCCAUCCAAGAUGAUCUCCUGGAAGUCACUGACAACACUGAAUCUCUCAAGAAAUGCACUUUCAGGCCAAAUCCCAGCAGCGAUGGGGUCUUUACCUGAUCUGCUUGACUUGGACUUAUCUGAAAACCAUUUCUCUGGCAAAAUCCCAUCCGAGUUAGGCCAACUGAGGCUUGUAUCACUCAACUUGUCCUUCAAUCAACUUUUUGGCCAAAUCCCUGAUCAAUUUGAUAACCUUGCUUAUGAAAACAGCUUUCUGAACAAUUCUAAUCUUUGUGCUGUUAAUCCAGUUCUAAACCUUCCAAAUUGCUAUUUCAGACCUAGAAGUUCCAACAAACUGUCCUCUAAAUUUCUUGCGAUGAUCCUUGUUCUUGCCAUAACUAUCUUCAUAGUUACUGCUAUAUUAACCAUGUUUGCAGUUAGAGACUAUCUGACAAAGAAGCAUAAACGUGAACUGGCGUUAUGGAAACUGACCUCAUUCCAGAAAGUAGGUUUCACACAAGCAAACAUUUUGCCAAGUUUGACAGAAAAUAAUCUGAUUGGAAGUGGGGGAUCAGGGAAGGUAUACCGCGUUUCUGUGAACCGUGCAGGAGAAUUUGUUGCAGUUAAGAGGAUUUGGAACAUUAGAAAAGUUGAUGAGAAGCUUGACAAAGAAUUUGUGGCAGAGGUUGAAAUACUUGGCACAAUUAGGCACUCAAAUAUAGUGAAGUUAUUGUGCUGCAUUUCAAGAGAGGACUCGAAGCUUCUUGUUUACGAAUACAUGGAGAAUCAGAGCUUGGAUAGAUGGCUUCACGGAAAGAACAGAAGGUCAUCAUCAGGGACAAACUCUGUCCAUAAUGUUUCCUUGGAUUGGCCUAGAAGGAUGCAGAUUGCCAUUGGAGCUGCAAAAGGACUAUGUUACAUGCACCAUGACUGUUCCCCACCUAUAAUUCAUCGAGAUGUCAAGUCUAGUAACAUCUUGUUGGAUUCUGAAUUCACUGCUAGAAUUGCAGAUUUUGGACUUGCCAAAAUGUUGGCUAAGCAAGGAGAGGCUUACACGAUGUCUGCUGUGGCCGGCUCUUUCGGUUACAUUGCCCCAGAGUAUGCUUAUACAACAAAAGUGAAUGAGAAGAUCGAUGUUUACAGCUUCGGAGUUGUUCUCCUGGAGCUAGUGACAGGACGAGAACCCAAUAAUGGGGACGAGAAUACCAGCCUUGCAGAAUGGGCUUGGAGGCGAAAUGCAGAGGGAAAGCCUAUUGUCGAUUGUCUCGAUGAGGAAAUCAAGGAACUGUGUUACAUAGAAGAAAUGACCACUGUAUUCAAGCUAGGACUCAUUUGUACUAGCACUGCACCGUCCACAAGGCCUUCAAUGAAGGAUGUUUUGCAGAUUCUACGUAGAACUUCUCUGAGGAAUAAUGGGGAGAAGUUAGGAAUCGAGUUUGAUUUUGCUCCUCUUCUUGGCCAUGCUACUUAUCUUUCUACUUACAAGGGAAGCGAGAAACUAUCAGAUGAUGAGUAUGACAGUAGCCUUUACAGUGUAUGAUGUAUUAUAAUGGAAGAAAUUCUUCUGGCUUUCUGGCAUGUAAAAUAUAUGCUGUAGUCAUGAAAAUAAUCCCUGGGAAGCUAGUUUUGCAUCCGAUUUCUUGUAAUGGAAUGUGUGAUGGGUAAAGGAGGUAAGGAUGGAGAAUUUAGAGGAAAGAGAGAGUAAGGAGAGAAGUAAGCAAAUUUUACAAUAACUACUAAUAAAAUAUCUUUAGUUUUUCAA